UACCGAUAAAACUUGCCCGCGUUCGAGAUAUAAUUCGCAAACGCACCGCGAUUAAUUCCAUCGCCUCGUCGAUCGCCAGGGGAGGGUUUCCUUGCCCUUUGUUACCGUGAAACAGAUCAUUACGUUAAUUACUACGGAUCUUUAAUCCUUCAUCCGUCAGCCUGCAGGACUUUUGUCGAACCGGUUUCACGAACUGGAGGCGAUGCUGGGACGAACGAACGGUAGUAACAAUCGGAUAAAAGGAGGAGGAGAUCCGUUAAAAUUGUUCGCACUGUGGAUGUCCCGCUCUGCCAUGAGGCCGGCCGAGGGCGACACAUCGGACUGCAUCCUGGUGGUUGGCAUAUCCAGACCGAAAAUGGCCGCUGCCUUCCUCACCGUUGUCCUACUCUCCCUCUUUCUGACCUUCCACAUUCUGUACGAUAGCGCGGUAUACAGUUUUCACGCAGCCUCCGCCGUCGAGGGUCGUACCGUCGAACUCGUCUCCCAAGUCCGCGCCACACCGCCUUUGCUCUUCUCCAGCAAGGUGCACUUCCCACGCACCAGCCGUCAUCUACCUCAGGCGAUCAUCAUCGGCGUACGGAAAUGCGGCACCAGGGCGCUCCUCGAGAUGCUCUUCCUUCACCCGCAAAUCCAGAAAGCCGCUGGCGAGGUACAUUUCUUCGACCGCGACGAUAAUUACGGGAAAGGCCUCGAGUGGUAUCGACGCAAGAUGCCUUAUUCCUUCAGGGGCCAAAUCACCAUCGAGAAAAGUCCCAGCUAUUUCGUCACGCCAGAGGUACCUGAAAGAAUCCGCGCGAUGAACGCGAGCGUGAAGCUGCUGCUGAUAGUGCGGGAACCAGUGACCAGAGCGAUAUCCGACUACACUCAGCUACGGACGCACGCCGCGACCGCUUCGACCCUGACGAAUGGAACACCACGAAGCAUCCAGCAACAGCAGGCGGCGCGUAGCUUCGAGGAACUGGUGAUACGACCGGACGGCAGCAUCAACGAGUCGUACAGGCCAGUAGCGAUUUCCCUGUACCACACGUACAUGCAUAGGUGGCUGGAGGUGUUCUCCAGGGAGCAGAUCCUCAUAGUGAACGGUGACCAAUUGAUCGAGGACCCGGUGCCUCAGUUGCGCAGGAUCGAGAAUUUCCUCGGAUUGGAGCCACGGAUCGGCAGGCACAAUUUCUACUUCAACCACACGAAAGGCUUCUACUGUCUGCGCAAUGAGACGUCGGAGAAAUGUCUGAAGGAGAGCAAAGGCAGACGACAUCCGCGCGUUAGUCCCGUGGUGGUCACCAAGCUAAGGAGGUUCUUCAACGAACACAAUCAACGAUUCUACGAGCUCGUAGGGGAAGAUCUCGGCUGGCCUGAGGAAUAGCCGUCGUAGAGAAGCGGUUCGAUCGCUGUGUCAUAGAUGCGGGUAGCCACGCGAGAAAGUCCAAAGUUCGCGAAGAAGCUGCUUUAUUUUUUCUAAACGUCGGAGUACGGCGCAGCUGGUACUGACGCGGUGCAAUUCUUUUUUUUUUUUCUUCUAGUUUCCGUCGAUCGAAUUUUAAGAAUGGAAAUCACGAAGAUCCCCUCGGCAUGGACGAGAUCUGAACGCGGAAAGAUUGUCCGCAAGCGGAACGAAGGAGCGGAUCAGCUACGGGGAACAGGUUGGUCCGAACUCGGCUGGUCCGAGAGAACUUCUUAACAAAGCGAACGCGAGCAAGGUUUCUGCGCUUGACGCGGUUAAGGGAAUCUUGUAAUUGCUACGGAGUACCUCGAAAAUCUUGAUCCACGGGGAUUACGUGAGGAAGUUGGUCGAAAUUAGCGGAAACAUCGUCCAGGGAACCGAGGGCAAAUUAAGCAACGCCAGCCCUGUGAAAGAAGACAACAGCGCGGAAUUGAACGGCGAAUCAAGCGAACAUUUCGUGCCACAAAGGACGAAGGCAUCUUCGUGAUUCGAAUUCAUUAAUGGGAAUAUUCGAGCUUUUGAAGACUAAUUAGGAUCGCCUUUGGUUCGAGAAAUUACGCAACAAAGUUACCUGCAUCGUUGUCGUCUCAUAUUACUUCGUUGGAUAUUUGAAAAUUCUUCGGGAGCAGCAGUUUCGCCUGGUGCUUCUCGUCGCGGGAAGAAUCGAGGCUGAUCAGGAUAAGUACCUUUUAUAUUUUAUGAUUAGCCGUAACAUCGAAAACGGGUAACGCGUCGAUGGUUAGAUAUAAUUCAGCGAUUUAGGAACUGUCGAUGUGCUCGAAUUCCAAGGAUCAGUAAUCGUAGAAAAACCGAAUAGAAAUCUUUCAUUUCGCACGGACGAUGAUACAAAAAUUCUAAUUUCUCCGGAAUAUUAUUGAAAGAAAAAAGUAUCCACGAAACACGUUUCUCGUUCGUCAAAGAUUUAAUACUCGGUUAUCGUCUUGUUAACAGCGCGAGAUGUAAUAAAAGGAGUUCCUUUUGUAGGGAAGAAAGGAGAGAGUGCGAUUCGUUUUCUGAAAAAAGUGCAACAGUUCCGUUGCCGUCUCUUCGAAGAGGAGGCCCGAGCACGCGAACUCGAGUGAACAUCGAAGAGCCCGUGGCAAUGAGUCAAGCCAUUAAAUCGAGUGCAUGCAAUUUAAUGGAUAUAUGCUCCGGCCAGGACUCUUCAUUAUUAUCGGAGAUCCUGAGCCCCUCUCGUGUUCGCGUUUCAGCCGUUCGUCCUUGCGUGCUAAUUGCUUCGAGUUGUCGCUUCGUAGCGCCGACGAGACCGAUUUCUGCAUCUCGAUCGAUGCUCCGUCGUAAAACAACUUUCAUUCUCGUACAGUGUUGCGGUUAACGCGUCGUUGAUACAAUAGAAACAUGGAUUAGGAAAAUACGAAGAUACAAGCAAAUUACGAACAGCUUUCGGAUCACGAAAUAGAUAUAAAAAAUCGAGUCUAUCUCAGGGAAUCAGCUAAUUAUUCGAACUGCGUCGUAUGUUCCCGACAAUAGCCACCACUCACCGAAGACAGAAAUAUCCGUAAUUUUUAUCGAACAAGAUAAAAGGCUUCGUUCAGUGUGAACUACCUACGAUCGUUCAACGAUACCUAACGCACAUACAAUUUAAUUCGCCAACGAUAAACGAACAUGCAACGCAGUCUGAAACUUCAUAUUUAUUUCCAUGAUAUAAAAUGCCCGAACUCUUCGCGCUAUAUACCGUGCGAAUUUGCUUAACGCGUCUAUCGACGAAUUAUAUUUAUUACGAAACAAUUUAUUAUAAAAGAAAUAUAAACGAGAUACAAAACGUAGUUAGAGAAGCGUGCAACUUGGAAAUAUGGAACGUUAGAGACAUUUGUAAUAAAAGAAGCUCGUAGAAAAUUGACUCGCGCCAAGUCAGUUUAACAACGCGUGAUCCGAUAGGCAUCCGAUUAACUGGACGGCCGAAGAUGAUCGGCAGGCGUGGAAUUGAUUAAACGUUCGUCGUGGAAAGGGUAACGAGAUGAUCGAGGCGGACGAAGAAAAUUAGCCAGGCAGCGCGUGCGAAAUCGAUCGGGCAACGUCUGGCCGUGUGAAAGGUGGGCAAAUCGUCGGCAGAAAUAUCAGGGGUUGAAUAGCGUGGAACAUCGGGCAGCGAUCCUCGAUAUCAGUCACGGCCGCGUGUAUCCCAGAGGAGCGGCCUAUCGCAACCGAAACGUGCAAGAGUAGAUUCCGGAUGGGUCGUUACUCAGAGGGGCUGGAUAUCUGUCCGUCGAUUCUCGGUGGCGAACGAACGAAUUCGAGCACAUUGUACCUGGUGGCGCGGCUCUGCUCGACUCGGCUCGGCUUGGCGCGCCCGUCUAUUUGGGUCGAUCGAUCUCCGGUAAGAGAGCAGAAUGAUCCAUCGAUGCUGUUACCCGUUCCUCCGCGUGGCUGCGCGCAAGACCGCACGUCUUGUUCCAUCGUACAUUUACCUGCAUACACUCGCACACAUAUGUAUCGUACACGUACACGUACAGGAAAAGGAAACUCGCGCUCGCGUACACUCACACACACACACAUACGUACGUAGGUACGUGUUUACGUGCAUAGGUAACCAGAGACAACGGAGACGGACAGACGAACGGGACGGACAGACACUGUUCACAGGAAGUAACGCCGGCCAAAAUAAAAUAGAGACGAGAGUCCGAUGGAACGAUCGGUUUCAGGAGGAUAAACCUCCUGAAGCUUCAGCGACUCGUUUCGCGGGCCCCGUCGCCAUGGAUCACAUUGGUCCGUGAGUUUACAUAUCAUAUAGGGUUAACUAGUUGAUAUUACAGAAGAUUUAAUAUUUUUAUAAUCCACAUUGGAAGUUGUUAUAUCGAGUCGUUAAGCUUAUUGUGUACAGGAGGAGAGCCACCCGUCUGCAUAGGAACAAUGGGAUUUUAGAGAAGAAAGAGAGCUCUCUGUGAUCUUGGGUUUCGUCGCUCCGUCUAAUCUGUUAAUCGAUCGCGUUCGUUUCAUGUAUCGCGAGGCAGGAUAUCGUAGUUUUCUUUCGCCGCGCGCUGUGCACGACUCGCCGAAUGAAUUAGGGGGAUGAAAGGAGGAUCGUUUGGCGAGUGGCGUCGAGCCGUUCUGCUUCAGCAGCCAGAAAGGCUUCAACGGGAGGAGGAGUUGGUUAAAGCUGUAAUUUUUUAUACGUGUUACUAUUAUACCGUGAAAUGUUGGCGAAUUUCAUUCGUAGCGCGAUGCAACCAUAUCAUUUUUAUUACUAUUUGACGUAGUAAGAUACAUUAGGUCGGAAUAAACAAAAGUUAAACUGCACAUAUCGUUAGAAUUAAGAAAUAAUUGGUAAUUACUAAUCGUCGAUGUUCGAAUUGGAUACUGAUUGCGAUGUUUAAACCGAUUAUUUAAGAAGUUUCGAUAAGAAAGAGUAAAUAGAAUAUUCUUAAGAUCGUAGAUCGAAGUUAUCUGUGAGGAAUUAUUAUUGCGCUUAAUUCAGUACCAGCGGUUCUUGAUCAUCGUCGUCAUAAGCUGGGACGAAAUAAAGUUUCGAACGAUUCAAAAUCGACACGAACUUGCGAAGCAAGCUUCGACGUUCAUUCGUAUCACUUUUUAUCAAUUUAUCAAUUGCAUAAGUUGAAGGGCAGUUAAUUUGACUAAAAGCUCGAAGCUCGAUAUAAAAUCACAGAGGGAAUUAAAAUUUGUAAAUUGAUCGACGUUUUCGUUGCUUCUACUUUUUCGAGUACCUACUCUUUACUUUAAUACGCGCACACGUAUAUUUGAUUUGUAUAAAAACUAGGACGUAAGCGCGAAACGAAUACAUAUCAGAAAAUUGUGAUAAGGAGACGUAUAUAUAAAUUUUUAUAAGGUAUAUGUUUAGGCGAUUUAUUAAAAUAAUCGUGGAGUUUGAAGAUGGAAAAAAUGAUCGUUAAUUGAAGAAAGAAUAGCGCGACAAAUUUUCAUAUCCUGUAUUUUUCGAGGAGACACGACAAAUUUAGUAUAUUUUUAACGUUCACCGAAUUAAAUAAUAGUCGUUAAAUCACUUUGAUUUGUAGAUACGAAAAGAUAUUAUUCUAUAAACAAUGAUUCAAAUAUUGAUACUUUUUAGUAUAUUUGUAACGUUCACUGAAUUAAAUAGUAAACGUUAAAUCAUGUUGAUUUAUGGAUACCGAAAUAUAUUACCCAGUGAACAAUGAUUCAAAUAUUGAUACUCGAAUUUAAUAACGCGAUAUAUACGUUUUACACUUAGACUGGCUGUUUUAUUCCCCUCGUUAUACAAUGGUACCAAAAAUCUCUUCAUUUUGUUUAUCUGAUCUUUUUUACGCUUCCUUAUGCGUGGAAUAUUAAACCAAAAUUAGAUGAUCUAAAGAAGACGAUCCUAAAUUUUGUUUAAAAUAUACAAAAAAUAUGAAAAGAAGCGACUUUUUCAUCUUAAGCCAUAUAAUUAUGAAGAAUUUUCCAGGGCUUAACAAUUAAAAGAGAAUUCAUCCUGGGAGUUUACCUCUUGCGAAUUCUUAUUUUAAAAUCUAAAUAGAACGAUCGAUCCGAAUCAUCGUAUCGUUGGUACGUGACGUCACGGAAGAAAAAUCCUGAAGGAAUCCGAGGAGUGCGUGUCACGGUUCACCUAAAAUUGAGCUAAAGCUAAACGAAAUCCUACGGAUAGCCUGUUGAUGUUCGUAUUCGUCGUAAUAAGGCUUGUAUCGCACACCCUAUGUAAACCUAUUCCAAUAUCCAAGGUUCCAGAUUGAAGCAAGGAUAUCAACAGCGGAGAAAAAGAGAAAAGGGAGCAGAGAAAUAGUAAGGGGCCCCUAUAUAUCACGUGAAGAUAAAAGUUCGCGAUAAAAUUGACCAUUUGUUUCUGAAGAAAAAAGAAGAGAGAACCCGGCGCGAAGAUUCCAUCGAUCGCUCCUGGGGACCCGUGACGCCUCGAUGAACGAACCUGGAAUGCGUAUAAUAGUCAGAGAAAAUUGCUCGGAAAUCUUUCAAUACGUUCUCUUCCGUGCUAUGUCGUCCACUGGCCAUUUGUACCGAAUUCGCGACAAAAAUAGAGAUCCCGUUAUACUUCGAAUUGGAUUUUUCGACAGUGAGAAACAAGAUUUCUCUGAACGCUGUGCAAUUUUAUAAAUUUCAGAUUUAUAACCCUUGACAAAAAGUACUUAUAUACGACUAGCCUUUUUGGAACAUCCUGUAUAUAUGUAGUUUUAUUAAAAACCAAAACGGUAGUAUUUAUAGUGGAAGUAAUCGUUUUGUUCGAUCAGAAACGUAUCGUACAAACGUAUUUCGAUAUAAAUUUUGCCCUCUUUUUUUUCUUUUUUUUUUUUGCUUUGCAAAGUAUGUUAUAUACCGAAAAAUUUGCAGGAAAUUUGCAAUUUAAAUCGAAAACACUUUUCACGGUGUCGUUCAUUAAAUCGCGUAUCUUUUUCGGCCCGGUGCACCGCGGUAUCGCGAAAUUACACGGAGAAACGAAAACUCGUUUCCAUUGAGUGAGCGGGCAAGGAAAGUUAACGGAGAAACCUUGGAAAAUCCACCGUUCGUCUCCGUUUCCAACGAACGCCGUAAAAGUCACGUUAUAAGAAGCUGCUAGUAAAAAAAAUGUUCGCUAACAGAAAUAUACGGGAUCGUUUCAAAAGAUAGCUUGUUAAGAAAUAAAUUGAUCUAUUCGCGUAUAGAUAUCCGCUGUUUUCUUUCAUAGGGCUUUUCUUUCAUUGUAAGAAGCAAGUUUCCACGUAAAGAUAUCGAUGAUAUUCUUACAACGUAUCGUUUCUGUAACAUAUAUAAAUGACAGGGGUAUUCUUUGAUAUUUCAAUUACCGUACCCAUAGUGCAGUUUUGAGUGAUACGAAGAACGAUAGUGAUCGAACGAUACGAUAGUUAUGUAGACAAGGGUAUCAGAAAUCGCGAAUGCUUUGCACGCUUCAAGUGUGACACUCGAUAUCGGAAAGCGUACUUUUCCUUCGGGAACAGGAACAGGAGAAGUGUCAAGGAAUUCGGUCAAUCGCGAAUAAACUUGUCACGGAAAGCUUAGGUGUUUGAUCAAGGUUUUAUCCUACGAGUAUCUUUGAAGCCUCCAGAAAUAUCACUAUAAUCGACGAAAAAUUCUCCGUUCUUGACCUUCUGACCUCCUUUAAACCUGAAAUUUUAAUAAAAGGAACAGGUUGGAAAAGAAGCGGAAAAAAAGUGGUAUCGGAUAUUGUUAUUGCUCUUUUUCCUUUUUUUUUUUUUUUGUUACUAGCCUUUAUUAUAAUCGAUCCGUUGCAUUCCUCGUCGCAUUUCGUUCUAGUCUAUAUCUCUGUACUAUGGAUAACAGCUUUAUUUUUUCUAACAAACAAUUCACCUAAAAAAAAUAUUUCGUCCCGAGCCUCUACGAUUUUUUAUAAAAUACGGUGUUUUCUAUUAAAUAUAUUAAAUUUAAUAUCGUAUCGUAUUUGUUAUCUUUUUAUUUAUUUUUAUUUACUCAGUGCGCUGUCCGUACACUACGUGUGUUUGUAUCUACGUUCUCGUCGCGUUUUGACGAAUACAUCUAUGAAACAUACAAAUAUUCCUAACUUACAAAUUAAAACCAUUUCAGCCAGUACAAAUUAAAUAUAUCUUAUCUAUAUAAAUUAAACUUAACUCUGUUCAGACUUUCCUUUUCUAUUUUACAUUUACGUCCUCUUCGUUACUAGCCUUUGUACUAACCACUGCCUCUAAUUUCGCCAUCGGACUUUUCAUAUCUUCUGCUAAUCUCACACUGUCUGUUAGCAUAUUUUCGAUUUUCCUUUUCAACUUCAGACUGGCGCCCAGCUUAUUCACCCAACCCCCGAGGUCUUCCGAUAACUUUCCUCUCAAACGCUACGUAACUCCAUACAUGCAUCAUUCUCUCUCUUCCUCUCUUUCGCUCUUUCUCUCUCUCUCUCUCUCUCUCUCACACACACAUAAUCUGCAUUCUUUUACUCCUAUUCCUCUCGUAUUCCUUACAUUGCCACAUCUUAAUCGUGCCCACUAUUCCUUGUCCUUACCUCCGAUAUUCUUCUUGAUCCAAUAGACUGCCAUACCCAGCUCCUCUUCCCUGAACUUGUAAGUAUCGCGAUAACUUGACCUGUCUAUCCUACUGCAACGUUCAUGCAUAUCUUACUGCACCUUCCUUCCUAUUGCAUUUUUCAGUUUCUGCUCUACCCUGCUGGUGCAUUGUAUUUGUUAGACGCAGCUUUAUUCUAGGCAACACUUUGGUUUGGAUACAAAAAUAACAGAGGAUUCUUGGUGAAUCUCUCAGAUAGCAAUUUCUUAUAAAGGUACACGCGCGACACCGUGGCAGAUACAAAACGGAAGUGGUACAACUUGAAGAGAAAAAUGGAAGUGAAGAAAAAAGAAAGAAGAAAGGAAAGAAACGAGAAGAAAUAAAGUCUGUGUGCAAGUUCGGCAUAGACGGUGAAUUCGAACGUGGUUUUUCACAAUACCGUAUCGUAUACUUCUUUAUCGUAUUGUGAUUUACGCCUGUUACGAUCUUGUUUGACUCAUGCGCGCGUUUCAUACGUUUAACCUGUACCUUAAUUUAUUCCUAUGCUCCCGCCGGUCGUAAUGGUUCGUAAUAGACGUAAAAGUUGCGUGCGUCAGGCUGUCAUUAAUCCUGAUUAUUCUCGAUCGCUUCACGGGUCACGCUUGCACGAUCAAUUCUUACAUUUUGUAAUUCUCCCUCGUAGCAUAUUUUUCCAAACGAUCGUCGAUGUAUAAAUACUGACUUUCGCGUACGUCUGUCGCCAUAAUAUACAAAUUCUCAUAUUUCUUCUUUGCUUUCUGUCAGAGCAAGCUAGCUAUUCUUUCGUACGACGAUUUCCCUAGCGACGCACUACGUGUAACUUGCCAUUCCUUGUCCGACGAGGAAGAUGUAUCGCGUCAAUAGCACCCAUGUUAUAUACUAGCCUAAUUAAUACUUAAUUAGAAUGUAUAUAGAGGAAGAUACGACAAGUGGUGUUGGACCAAUAUUGUAUUGCAACAGGACCACUACCUUCAUCUUAAAUCUUAAUUUACUAUCUAAAUGUAGUUAUAUUUUAAUUUAUUAUAUAUCUUCCAGUUCGUCUUGUCUCGUUGUUCCAACAGUAAGAUUUGCCUGCUAACGCGUUUCUAGGUAUAUUUCUAUACCAUAAUCCUGUACGCGAGCGUACGUUUCCUUAUUAAUGAUCCUCUAUGUUUGUGUCAGUCUUUGGUAUUUCGUUCCAGUUCUGGAUGUUGUUCUGUGGUUUCUCUAUUCGUCCAAGCUCCAGAAUACUCUCAACUUUAUGCUCCCCUUUAUGAAGUUUGCUAGUUGGCAUAUUAAUUUUUCGCUUUUCGUUGUUAUCAUUUCUGUUUAUUCCUCAUUUCUCAAAGUGAUUGGUCUGACUUCUGUGUAUACCGUGCAGCCAUUGAUCGAUUAUCGUUUCCCUAUUUCCUGUUUCCUCAAUUUCGCACAGUCGACGUAAUAGGUUCUCCUGUAUUUUAUACUUAAAUUCAUGUCCUAUCGUCGUUGUCCAACUCCGUUUACCAAUUAAUCUUACCCAUGCAAUAGUUUCUAUCGACAGUGGUUUAUUUAAUGUUAGGUAGUUCGUCGCUUGUCGAUGGCAUAUCCUGAAUUCUUUUGUCGUCACGGUGUAUAUCAAAUUUGAUAUUUUAAUAUAUUACAUUUCGUUAAAAUUGUUUCACGUUAAAUAAAAGCUCGAUAUCGUGUUUAUCAAAACGUGUAAAUAAAAUUGCAUUUAUUAAAAAGUCUAUAACGUCGAAAGUGGAAGCAAAAUAAAAUAAGUGAAAUAAUACAGUUCGAUUACAGUUUCUAAAGGUACACGUUAACUUGGCAUUCGUAUACACUGAUACGCUAUGGGUACAUAAAUUUCCACUUGAAAAAUUAAUAUUAAUUUACAACACGACGCAACAUUUUAUCGAAAAAGCAAUUUCAAAUUUCCUGCAAAAUUCUACUCGUCGUACUCGCGCUCGAUAUGCAAUUUUUUAAAACGUACAAUGAUUCUUCCUUGAAGGUUUAACGUUUCAUUAAAAAUACACUGUUAUUCCAUAAUUUAUUGGAAAACAGCGAAGUUUCUGAUAAUGGAUCUUAUCGUUUUCUACCGAAUAAUCAAUUUUUCCUGCCCAUCACAAUAUUUGUCAUAUUUUACGAACUCGUUUCAACAUGAAGUACGAAUUGAGAUUCUUUAAGUUCGACGCGGUCAUUAACAAAUACGAAAGCACGGAACUACGGCAAAUAAAUUAACAGAUACGAUGAAAUAACGAUCUAUCUUUGGAAAUUUACGUAUUUAUCAAGAUGAAAUAGCCUACUUCGUCACGUUUCGUUGGAAGUGAAAUGUUAUUCGAUAAAAUAAUUCAUCGACACCGAUAUGAUAAUGAUGAAAUCUCAUUUUCAAUAUGUUUCGCGUGAUUCUAACCGGUUCUUCCAAUUUUACUACUACAUUUCUACAUGGAAGUCACGAAAAAAAAAUUAAUUUGAAUAAAAUCAAUAGAGUUUCUUUCUCGAUAUCGUCUUGAAAGCUGUGCAAAAAAAAAAGAGGAACAGAGCAAAUACAGUUAGAAAGCUCGCCGUGAAACGAAUAUUUUUCAUCGCUGUUGUUUGUUUUUCAGUGGAACGACUGUUUAAUCUGAUGCAAAAGCAUCGGAACACCGCUAUUUACUCGCGAUAACAUCGUUAUAAAUAUUGUUGGUCAAUGGUGAAACAUUUCGAUCCAGAUUCUGCGGCGUAAGAGAGUAUUUCAUAAAUUUCAUAAACGUGAUAUACAUCGUAGGAUCUUAUGCUACAAUUAAUUUA
Messenger RNA from Bombus impatiens (common eastern bumble bee), 11140 nucleotides. RefSeq names its product heparan sulfate glucosamine 3-O-sulfotransferase 5 (gene Hs3st-A). Gene Ontology annotation, molecular function: [heparan sulfate]-glucosamine 3-sulfotransferase activity. The transcript is spliced from 3 exons. The record is from RefSeq and is a predicted model, not a curated record. NCBI's taxonomy places the organism in Eukaryota, Metazoa, Arthropoda, Insecta, Hymenoptera, Apidae. The coding region runs from base 203 to 1363 and encodes 386 amino acids.